This is a messenger RNA of Linum trigynum, 1104 nucleotides long. The record is from the annotation of a GenBank genome assembly. Lineage: Eukaryota; Viridiplantae; Streptophyta; Magnoliopsida; Malpighiales; Linaceae.
AUGGAGCUGUUCCCAGCACAGCCGGAUUUGUCCCUCCAAAUCAGCCCUCCAAACGCCAAACCCUCCUCCUCCUCCUCCACCUGGCCACGCCGGCCGGUAUCCGACGAAGACGCCGCCGCCGCCGAUUUGGGCGGGUUGUGGAAGCGAGCCCUAGACUCCAGAAACCCCACCGCCACCUCCACCUCCUUCGACCUCUUUCUCUCCGAUUCCAACCACCACCAUGGAGGAAACAGCAACGGAAAUUUCCACCACCAGCCGGCGGCGUUUCAAAACCCAAACCACCACUACCCAAUCAGCUUCCACCACCACCACCAGCAACAACAACUGCUUAGCCGGGAGUUGGGUUUCUUGAGGCCGAUUCGCGGGAUCCCACUCUACCACCAAAACCCUCCGACCACCACCGCCGGAGGCGGCGCGAGUAACCCGGCGGGGAUGAUGAUGAGGUCGAGAUUCAUGUCGUCGUCGUCCCCGCGGUUCCCGACGAAGAGGAGCAUGAGGGCGCCACGGAUGCGGUGGACCACCACCCUCCACGCCCGAUUCGUCCACGCCGUCGAACUCCUCGGCGGCCACGAGAGGGCGACGCCCAAAUCGGUGCUGGAGCUGAUGGAUGUCAAGGACCUCACUUUGGCUCAUGUUAAAUCCCAUCUCCAGAUGUACCGGACAGUAAAGACGACUGACAGAGCCGCUGCCACUUCAGGGCAAUCAGAUGUGCUAGACAACGGGUCGUCGGGGGACAAUAGUUCAGAAGAUUUGAUGCUGGACAUUCAUCACAACUCGUCGUCAUCGCGGCGGCCGGAAGUAAUGUCGAUGCAGCAGCAGCAACCGGGAAGAUCUGGCGGCGCUAGUAGUGGUGUUGGGCACCUGCAGCACGAGAAGGACUAUCAACAUGCUCUUUGGAGCAAUUCUUCUAGGGAAGCUUGGUUGCAUGGGAAAACAAAGGACUCUCCUGGAAGUUUGCCAGCUCUUGAGAAGGAAAUGGAUGCAAACUGCAUAAGAUAUGAGAGAAGGUCAGAGGCAAGUUGUUCAUCAAGCCAGCUUUUAGGGUCAAGAAGCCCCAAGAGGCCAAACUUGGAGUUCACUUUGGGCAGGCCAAAUUUGAAUUGA